AUGUCCUCACAGUCGUACAGUCUUCGAAGCAGGCUAAAUCCUCAAUCUCCCUCCCUGCGCUCAACCCCGACUCCUUCUCCCAUUCCAAAGGCAGGGACCGCACUUGCUCGCAAAACUCGAUCUACAGAUUAUGCGUUACUAUUGCAGAGGGUGAUCGGGACUACGACGAAUGGCCCUAGUGGGUUGGCAUGCUGUCCGAGAACGAACUCAUACGCCUAUUGCGCGGGAGCAGUAGCAGUGUUGGCGAAGCUCGGUUCGGAUGAUACACCUUCGCUGCGAUAUUUCAAGGCCCGACCGACUGCGGCUUCACUCAAUCCUCCCACUUCUCACUAUGAAAGCUCACCUGCGACCACACCAUCCAGGAGGAGAGUCAGCGCCUUUACCCCUCGAAAGGGACUGGAAGAUUAUAGCGGCGGCUCUGCAGGGCGCGAAUGGUUAGAUGAAUCUGUGGGUCAGACAUGGACCGCAAGAGAGCGUAUCAAAACGGCAGCUUGCGUCGCCCUGAGUCGUGAUGGCCACUGGCUGGCAGUCGGUGAAGCGGGAUACAACCCUCGGGUUCUGCUCUUCUCAACAGCCGAAGAAGCUUCUUGCGAGGUACCCACUUCCAUCGUCACGGACCAUACCUACGGGCUGAGGUGCAUAGCUUUCAGCUCUGACACGAAACAUCUGGCUACUCUGGGCGACUAUAAGGACGGAUUUUUGUUCGUGUGGUCCUGCAAUGUCAAAACCGGCCAAUUGAGUCUGCACUCGGCGAACAAGUGCACUGCCAACAUUUUUGAUAUGACUUGGUGUGGCAAUAAUGUGAUAACAGUGGGCACAAGAUGUGUUCGACUCUGGCAAAUCCAAGGGCAAAGAAAGCAGUCGCCCGCCAGGAGAUUGAGAUACCGCUCGUCCGAGGCCCAUCUGUCGAGCCCCGGACCGGUGCCGCUACAAAGCCGUAAUGUUCUGCUGGGACCAAUGGUGGACAGUACAUUCACAUGUGCUGUAUCAGUCGACGAAAUCAACGUCGUAAUAGGCACCGAAACUGGACAAAUUUGUUUGGUGGAUACCUCUCAGAAUGUGCUGGAGCUGAGAGUCCUGAAAAAACUCGACUUCUCCAUCACCUCCAUCGCCUUCAUUCCGGAGCACAGAAGACUCCUAGUGGGCACUCCUCAUGGUGUGCACAGCGAAGAUUUCGAUGUUUUGCGAAGAGAGGAGAACAAAUCGCCUAGCAAGCUCUCAUCGCGGAAACCUCGCUUGUCAUCAAUUCGACGCUCGCUCGGCCUGCUUGACCAGGCAGAAAGAAGUCUAGUGGCGAUAGGAACCGUUAUGGAUCACACGAUUACGCUUAACAAUGAUGGGUGUCUGCAGAUCCAACGUCGCGGCAUGGAGGAUGGAGACAAUCCUCAACCUACAUUUGCAGCUCACAAAAGUGUCAUUUUAGGAGUUCGGACCCUUCCGGACUCUGCUGCUCAAGGCAAUUUCUUCACGUAUUCGAAGAAUGGAGAAGUCAAGUUCUGGAGUUCCAAUGGCACACUACUGAAGCAAGAGAGUCUUCCUCCGGACACCGCUGAGUCAAGGGACGAUGAAUUUGAGAACGAGUUGACUCAGAUGCGGUUCCUCUCCCCUCAUAACAGUUUCAUUGCCGGUGAUCGAUUUGGAUUAUUGAAGCUGAUCAAGAGCCGUGAUUGGCAAGUUGCACAGACAAUUAGGGCACACAGCGCAGAAAUCACUUCGAUCGACAUCCUUGAGUCCGGGUCCUUUGUUGCAACUUGCAGCAGAGAUCGGAUGAUACAACUAUUUCACGUCAACAGCGAUUCCUUCGAGCUUCUGCAGACAAUGGAUGACCACGUUGGAUCUGUCAACCAAGUGAUGUUCAUCCAGGACGGCGAGAAAUUACUAUCUUGUUCGACAGAUCGGUCUCUGGUCAUUCGCGAGCGGAUGCCCCGACAGCAGGAGGGCACGAAAGCCGUAGCCUAUCUCGCUACCAAGGUCCUGACGCUCAAAGGUACCCCCCUGUCGAUGGCAAUGGCGGCGGAGAGCACCUUGAUAGUCUCGACUAUGGACCGCCGUGUUACAAAUGUUGAUAUCUCUACGGGCACAUUGCUCGAGUCUUUCAAGGUCGGAGAUGCGGAGAGCGAUGACACCGUUUUUCUAAAUUCUAUGAUCUGUGCCUCGGUUUCGGAGAAUGCAGAUCAAAAGAUGUUAAUCGGAUACUGCUCCAUCGACAAAUCUAUCCGAGUUUACAACGAAAAGAAUCUCAAUCUCUUGGCUCGAGAAUCUGGACAUACAGAGGGAGUGAGUGACAUAGCUCUCCUCGAGCAACCCGACAAUUUGAAUCCCGGGUCGCGCUGUACGGUCGUAAGCACUGGAUUGGAUGGCACUAUCAUGAUUUGGAGCAUCUUCAAGACAGCACCUCUGUUACUUACUCCAGGUAUCCCACAGGGACAAGCUGGAGGCUUGGGGUUAAUGGCUGAUGAAUCUGAGGCGGCUAAACCUAGCCCUUCGUCACUUCCGCCGUUGAGGAAGGUUUUGACAAAGAGUGAUAUAACGGAGUUGUUAGGGGCGAAUGGGCAGGCAUCACCUUCCACUCCUCGAUCUCUGUCCCCGGUACGAUUGCAGCGCAAGACAUCGAGACUUGCUCUGGCUACGUCCCUCGAAGACCUUGAAGAGACGCCAAGUAGGAAGGUCGAUUUUUGUGCAGAACACAAUGCAUCACCAAAAACUGAGAAUGUGGAUAAUGGACGGUCACCAUCGCCGCCUCCACGGGGAUCAUCGAGACUAAGAAAUCAAAGGUCGCGGACAGACAUCAGCAAAGAGCUCGAGUCGAAAAGAACAACGCUGGCAGAACGCUCGCCCUCGCCAACCUCAACAGCUGUCUCGAUGCCUUCCACGCCUAAACAACGGCAAAAGGCCAAUAAUGGGCGAUUGCGAAGACCGCCUUCGGUGCCUUCUGAUCUACGGGCUCAGGCUGCAGCACAAGGACGCCGGCAGAGCAUGAGCCAAGCAUCUGACUUUGGCAGUUUAGCCAUGGCGACCGAUCAAGCGACACGAAUGCUAAAAAUUUACAAGAAAAAGUUGACCAUCAGUAAAGAGGUAGUUGAUCUGGAUGAGUUGGAGUACGAAGUUUCUGGGCUGUUAAAGAAUAUUCGAGAGAGGAAGGACAGGACGCGCGUGAGACACCAGAAAGACGCCGGAGCAGCAAGUACCAGCGAUAACGCAAAAGCUGCCACUGACAGCGAGGUCGAUCAAUUGGCGGUUUUAUUGGAGGGAUCAAGCAUGACUCAUUCUCCAACAGCAGCUACAGUCAGCAAGGAUAUACUAGUGUCCAAUUCUUGA
Molecule: messenger RNA, 3318 nt
Organism: Cladophialophora psammophila CBS 110553
Lineage: Eukaryota; Fungi; Ascomycota; Eurotiomycetes; Chaetothyriales; Herpotrichiellaceae
Exons: 1
Coding region: 1-3318 (1105 amino acids)
Biological process (GO): regulation of mitotic cell cycle; mitotic spindle organization
Cellular component (GO): mitotic spindle
Molecular function (GO): protein binding
Source: RefSeq, a predicted model, not a curated record